UUCACAUCAAUAUCUCCGUGGACUCAUCACUAAAUGGUCGUAAAUGUGAACAAUCGGUGUUUAUUGUUGUAAUUUUGAGUUCUUAUUUUGUUUAUGUUUUUAAGGAUAAUUCAUUUCCAACCUUUUUGAUAUCGGGUUUGGUGUUCUGGUAAUUUUUUCAGCCGUGUAUUUGAUGUCAAAUGCGACUUGAUGUAAAUUGUGUGUAUACAAUUUUGAGAAUUGCUGAUUCGAUACUAAUCUGAUUAUGGCAUGGGUGACUUCGAACUCAGUACAUACCAUUUUUACAUCCUUAUUUGUUCAAAAUGGUGAUGCCUUCAUAGUCAAUGAUGAUUGUUUAGCAAUACUAGAAGAAAUCCUCAGAAACCUCACAUCAGAAGAUGUCAAUUUACGCACAUUCCGCCGAGCGAUUGGCUUCGGUCAAAACAUCCGGAAAAAUCUCAUUCCUCUACUACUGUAUGUCAGAGACGAUGCCCAAAUCAAAGACGCUACCAAGAUCAUCGACACCACUAUCAAAAUCUUUGUGAAUCUAACAAUUCCCGUAGAGUAUUUGCUUCCAAUCGAAGCCGUAUCAUGCACAGAAGUCGGAAAGCACACCGUCUUCGAGCUCAAUAAACUCCUCUCAAGCAGCAAGGAGAUUUUCACAGAUGGCCGCAAUACCAAGGCAUUAGUGGAUCACAUGAAGUAUUUGGUAGAGUCUGAUUCCCAACUAGAUCUGGAGCAGUGUGACAGCAUCAACAAUUGUUUGUUAUUGCUUCGCAAUAUCUUACAUAUUCCCGAAAGCAAAUCGCCGACUUCCAUUGGAUCCGUUUCAUCGUUCAGCAUGCAAAACCAGAUUAUUUGGAAUCUUUUCACUCAGAGUCUGGACAAGAUCAUUAUUUAUUUGAUGUCAUGCUCGCAGAAGAUGUAUUGGGGCGUCACAAUGGUUCAACUCAUCGCCUUGAUGUACAAAGACCAACACGUUGGAAAUCUUCAGAAGCUUCUCAAUCUCUGGUUGGAAGCGUCGUACAGCGAUAGCUCAGAAGAUAACGAGAGCAACACCUCUCCCCCCGAACAAGGAAGUGAUGAUUCUUCUCCGGUCAUUACUUCAGAUCCCACUUCUGAUUCAAGUGAUAAUGGAAACUACACGAACAUGCAUAGUAAUGGUGGUAAUAAGGCCAUUGUGAAUUCAGAAAGGACAUUAUGUAGUACAGAUGGAAUGGUGAGGGCCGUUCAAAACAGGAGUAAGUCUUUGGCAGAUAUGAAAAAAAAUAGCAGUAUUGAAACUGAAACAAGUACAAGUAGUGGAGUGUCUUCCAUGGGGCAUAGUAUGGAGUCAAACGAUCCUCCCUCUGAAACUUCUCACUCAGGCACGCUCAAUGCAAAAGGGGAAAAGAUAUCUAUACGGCCUUCCUCUCAAAGUGAAAUCUCUGAUUGCGGCUAUAUGACCCAAGUUGAAAAUCAAGAAUCAAUUUCGACUUCAAGCAAUGAUGAUGAUCAGCCUCUCCAGAAGCCGAUGCACCAGAAGCCGCACACUUUUCAAAAAACCAGGUUCACUCCCAACAAAAACAGAGCAACAACUGCUUUGGAGAAGAAAGAACUUCGAAGGAAAAAACUUGUGAAACGGAGAAAAACCAAUAUCAUCAACAUGAAAGGUCUAUUACAUCACUUGCCAACAGAUGAGGAUAUCGCCAAUAUUUUGAAAGAAUUUACAGUAGAUUUCUUGUUGAAAUGUUACGGUACAUUAGUGAAUGACUUGCACUCCCACCUGUUGACAAACAUUCACAUUCAAAUCGACACCUCUCACUUUUUUUGGUUGGUUACUUAUUUUUUGAAAUUUGCCACGCAACUGGAGUUAGAUCCCGAGCACAUAAGUCCUGUUUUGUCGUACGAGAUCCUAUCUUAUUUGAUUUUCCAGGGAGUUUGGGUGUAUGAGGAACUUGAAAUCAGCUGUAGAAUACCUGAAAUUGAUCUGAAGCCUUGUUUGAGACGAUUACAUUUGGUGGUGACAGCCAUACGAGAAUUUUUGCAAGGCGUGGAAAGUUAUCAAAAAAUGUUCCAUCUUAACGACGCAGACAAAGACCACUUGGCAACGCUACAAAAGCAAAUAGGAGAAAUGGAAAAUCUGAAAAUGUUGUUCGUUCUAUUAUUGAGACAAUAUAAUCCCAGCAUUCAGAGUAGGCAAUAUUUACAAGAUCUAAUUCUGACCAACCAUAAUUUCUUGCUCUUUCUGGAAAAUUAUUCUGUAGUUCAGAAUCACCAAUGUGGACUCGUGGAUCACUUGAAACAGUUUGCCACUGUUGAUAUAAUGCGUCAAUAUGGAUUGUUGCUGGAGAGUUUCAAAGAAAACGGAGAAUUUGUGAAUAAUUGCAUAUUUACUAUGAUGCAUCAUAUCGGAGGAGAUCUGCAAAAUGUAUCAUCCCUUUUUCAACCUAGUAUAUUGAAAACAUUUUCACAAAUUUGGGAAACUGAUUAUGAAUUAUGUGACGAUUGGUCAGAUUUGAUAGAAUAUGUCAUUCACAAGUUUAUAAAUAAUCCAAGUAGUCCCUGCGUCGACAGUGCGAACACGUCGUUAACCACAGAGAAUCCUCAUAAAGAUUCAAAGGAAGUAGAACAUUUUUCUCACUCAGAAUACAGCCAGCCCGAGUUUAGCUCUCUAGAUGAAAUACUGAUAUUAUUUAGGUGGACAAGAGAAGAAAAAGAGAACCUCAUCAAGUAUUACAACCAAAGCAGAGAAUCUUCUGACGCGAUAGCGAAAAUAACGGAAAAAUACGAGGAAAGUGGUAUGAGGUACAAAACACCCCAUGCUGUCAUUCAUGAACUCUUAGAACAGAAUAUCAUCACCGAAAACGAAUACAAUGACCUUACAAAAAACAAAAUAGAACGAUUCGAUUCCGACGAGAAAAUAUUCGAAAAUUUCUCCAUGGACAAUACAAAAAGCGAUCACCCGAUCGAUAACGAUAUUAAAGUGUUGAGAGAAUUCCUGUUCAAGGAAAACAAAGGGAAGUUUCUGAUGUGGUUACAAACCUCUCUAUUGGAGGCUUGUUAUGUAAAAUUAGUGCUGAGUAAUCCAGAUGAAUUUCCGGAUAAUAAAAUGGAACCAACGGUUUACUAUUCUGCAUUGUUGGGUUUACCGAUUCCAGUAAUACCAUGGACAUGUGACCAGGCGAAUAUUCUGAAACAUCAACCAUUUGUAUUACUUCUACAUAAACUGGGUUUUUAUUUGCCAGCAGAAACUGGCAAAAUUUUUGUGAGGAUUCCCAAUUUCUGGACUGCUGAUUAUAUUUUCAACAUUGCUCAACAGCUAGGUCCGAUUCAAACAGAUAAACUCAAAUUCGAUGUUAACAAACUGAAAAGUAUAAGUGAAUGUCGCCAUCCUGAUAUCAAAUCAACAAUUUCCUCAACAUUUUUCGAUUCGACGAGGUUUUCCAUGAUAGAAUUGAAACAAACUCCAUCUGUAGUACGAUAUACCCCUUU
Molecule: messenger RNA, 3453 nt
Organism: Leptinotarsa decemlineata (Colorado potato beetle)
Lineage: Eukaryota; Metazoa; Arthropoda; Insecta; Coleoptera; Chrysomelidae
Gene: tim
Product: timeless
Biological process (GO): replication fork arrest; entrainment of circadian clock; DNA replication checkpoint signaling
Cellular component (GO): replication fork protection complex
Molecular function (GO): DNA binding
Source: RefSeq, a predicted model, not a curated record